CACUCUCUUUACCACUUUCUUCUUUACAUCGCUGAUCUUUGAGUUUCUCUUAUACGAUGGAGUUGGAUCUUACACCGAAGUUGCCAAAGCAAGUGUACGGAGGAGAUGGAGGAUCGUACUUCGCGUGGUGCCCUGAAGAGCUUCCGAUGCUGAAAGAGGGUAACAUUGGAGCAGCGAAGCUCGCUCUUGAGCAGCAUGGUUUCGCUGUUCCUCGUUACUCUGACUCUCCCAAAGUCGCCUACGUCCUUCAAGGAUCUGGAACGGCGGGGAUUGUACUCCCUGAGAAGGAGGAGAAGGUGAUUGCUAUCAAAGAAGGAGACUCCAUUGCUCUCCCCUUUGGUGUGGUGACAUGGUGGUUUAAUAGCCAGGAGACUGAUCUUGUUAUCCUCUUCCUUGGUGAGACCCACAAGGCUCACAAGAGAGGACAGUUCACUGACUUUUACCUCACCGGCUCUAACGGAAUCUUCACCGGUUUCACCCCUGAGUUUGUCGGCAGAGCGUGGGAUUUGGAUGAGGGGACGGUCAAGAAGCUUGUGGGUUCUCAAACCGGUAAGGGCAUUGUGAAGCUUGACGCUGGUUUCAAGAUGCCAAUGCCCAAGAGUGAGGAUCGUGAAGGGUUUGUGUUGAAUUGUUUGGAAGCUCCUCUCGAUGUUGACAUCAAGGACGGUGGGAGAGUUGUUGUCUUGAACACUAAGAAUCUUCCUCUUGUUGGGGAGGUUGGGUUUGGUGCUGAUCUUGUUAGGAUCGAUGCGCAUUCAAUGUGUUCGCCAGGCUUCUCUUGUGACUCGGCUCUUCAGGUGACUUACAUUGUUGCUGGGAGUGGGAGAGUGCAAGUCGUUGGCGCUGAUGGGAAGAGAGUUCUUGAGACUCACAUCAAGGCUGGUUCUCUCUUUAUUGUUCCGAGGUUCUUUGUGGUUUCGAAGAUUGCUGAUCCUGAGGGCAUGUCUUGGUUCUCCAUUGUGACUACUCCUGAUCCGAUCUUCACGCAUUUGGCUGGGAGGACAUCUGUUUGGAAGGCAUUGUCUCCAGAGGUUCUGCAGGCGGCGUUUAAGGUUGAUCCGGAGGUGGAGCAGUCUUUCCGUUCAAAGAGAACUUCGGACGCCAUUUUCUUCCCUCCUUCCAACUGAAGAAGGCGAGGAGAUGAGAACAAGAACCAGCUUUGUCGUUAAUCGUUGCUUUUUUCCAUUUUUUUUUUCUCUUUGCUUGUGAUCCACGGAAGUACUUAGGGUUUCUUCUCUUGUGUUUUAUCCUGGACCGGUUCUUGUUCUCUUUGUUGGUCUUUACGCUCUGUUAUUGAAAUAAAACACUAUCUAAGGUUUUUUACAUUUGAAAACUA
This is a messenger RNA of Brassica oleracea var. oleracea, 1336 nucleotides long. RefSeq names its product glutelin type-B 5-like. The transcript is spliced from 3 exons. The record is from RefSeq and is a predicted model, not a curated record. Gene Ontology annotation, molecular function: nutrient reservoir activity. Lineage: Eukaryota; Viridiplantae; Streptophyta; Magnoliopsida; Brassicales; Brassicaceae. Bases 57 to 1127 code for a protein of 356 amino acids.